AUGUCUGCACUCAACCAACGUCUCCACGAUGUCCUCAUGUACCAAUGGGCUGAGUACCCUGAAACUUUGAAGGUGUUUCCAAAGAAUGUCGCCGAUCUCAGGACAAGGUGUGGCAAUGCAAUGCUCGCUUUCCAAAGCAUGCCUGGCACCAAUGAAGUUCUCAAGGAGCAGGAGAGACGACUAAGAAGGAUGGGAUUACGUGUGGAGAAGGCAGCUACCCAAGAUUGUGCAUCAACAACCAUAUCCAUGCUCAACGGAAGCACGCCAAGUGCCAUCAAUCUUGCAGUUGGGAAAACGGCACUCCCCGUUCAUGGUGACCAACUCGUCUUCGCUAUCAGCAACCUCAUGCAAGUGGACAUCUUCUAUUUUUCAACCCGUGCGCAACCUCGCUUGAUCACCCCACGAAAUCCACUUGCUUCGUCCCAUGAACGCCCUUGCAUUGCCAUACUGCACCAUGUUGAUUCAUAUGCUGGUACCUCUCAGUGGUUCAAUAUUUGUGUUGAUGAAAGCAAAACGAAUGUACCAUUGAUAUCCCCCCAAGGAGCAUCGUCUGUAAGCAAGCCGUAUCCAACACCACCAGCAUUUUCAAGAUCUGAGACUGGUUCGACAAAGUCAAGAAAGGCGUACACGAAGGUUGACAUCAGCAGCGAACGACUGAUAUCGACUUUGGAGGAACAUCUCAAGAGGUAUAUCAGCAACUUGUACCAGACGAAGGUGGAGAAUGGGAAAGAGAAGUUCGAUAACUUCUUCCAAAAACAACUCAAGCUGAAGAACCUCCCUAUGGUCAAACAAGGCGUAUACGACGAGUUGUUUGGGGAUGACACAGACAAGCAUCCAGCAGCAGCUUGGUUAUCUAGCGCUCUGAGGAAGAUUGAUGGAUAUGAUGCUAUCGGCAGAUAUCGUGAGAUCGUGACAGCAUUCCAGCAUCAGCAAAUGGAAGUAGAGGAGGGAUCGGAGAAGAGAGCCAGUGACAGCAACAGCAGCAGUGGCAGCAGCAGCAGCAGCAGUGGGAGUAGUUCUGAUGAUGAGGGUGGCAGUAUACAGCAAGAAGGCAACACAAAGACAAUCCAGGAGACCAAAAUCGAGACAGCUACCAUGUCCUUGAAGGCGUUAUUAAGAGAAGAUGUCUCUUUUCAUGAUAUCAAACAACGACUUGAAGAAGAAAAGUCUCGACUGGCAAUGGAUUUUCAAUCUCUAAGCACGUGUGUCGGCAAGGCAGUGGACAUGCUAUCAAAGGGAGAGCUCAAUCAGCUAUGUGGAUAUGCUCAGCCUGUUUCAAGUGAGAUCGAUAUCAAAGAUGUGGCGAAAGAUUUCGAUUUUGGUGAUGGUGCCACAACAACUAUUGCUGUCGUUCCUGUUCAAAGCAAUGUCUCCAGCUAUCAAGACCAGAAGCUAUUCGAGCAUGGCCACUUUUCGAAUCUAUUAUCCGGUUGUGUCAGCAACUCCAUUAACGAGGGGAAAGAGAGAUCGGUUUACAAGGAGAUUCGAAGACUUUUGCUUCCACAGCUUGAUCAAUCGGACAAGAAUCAUGAGCAAUUUUGGUUCAAUCAAGCCGUAGCUGAUAUGCUGACAGAGUUCACAACAUCAUUCAAGAAGAUGUGGACCAGGAGCCGAUUAGAGCGUGACCUCCGUGUUUCCAUCCUGGGCUUGCUACGUGUACGGUUGGCACCACAACGAUUACAACGAUACAUUGAAUAUCGCCGUAACGCAGGCAAGAAAAAGAGUGAGGCAAAGGAGGCUUCAAGCAAUGCUUCAUUAUCACAAAGUCAGCAAAAGAAGCAACAAAGGUCCCUUAUGCGUCGUAUUGGUGCUGCUGUGAUCAAAGGAAGGCCAUCUAAAGUCAUCCAGAAGCUGUAUGGCAGACUUGUGCAACUCACAGAAGCUUCAAUGACAACUUCUACACAAUCGGAUUGCCAAAGUGAACGAGAAGCAGAUGACGGCUAUGAUCCCUUCAACUUGCCACAUGCAGAAGAAGAAUUUGAAGAAGAUGUUGAUGAGGAUAAGGGUGAAAAAAGCAAAGAAUCAACAUCAAAGACUCUUCGUGCGUUGGUGGCAAUAUUGAAACGACUUCUUCAAUCUGGUUCAACAGGCAAGGUGUUUACCAAAGAAGAUAUUACCAAAGCAGCAUUCAAAGGGACGACACUUUCUUGCGAAGAAGCAACAGCUGCGGCAGACAUUGCCAAUUUUCUCAAUCCUUUCGUACCCAAGAACGAAGCGUUACAAGAUAUCACCGUGCUUAAUGGAGUUGCAAUAGCAACAAUCGCCAAUGUUGUUGUUAAUCUCGUGCAACCUCAGCAAAAUCAGUGGAAGCUGACCCCAACAUCAUCCCAAUCAAGAGGGCUACCACUAAGUUCAGCUGCUUUGUAUCAAAUUUUACGCAAAGAAUACGAGAUCCCACGUGGUGGCUCGGGGGGAUAUAUCAGCAGUGUCCAUCAAGCAAGAAAAGCAAAGAAAGAAUUGUUUCAAGCAUUCUUCGACGUGGAGAAAAUGGAGCAAUUUCUUUCCAGUCGUGGUCUUACUCCUUAUUGGCGAAUCAUAUACGUUGAUCAAUGGCGGAUAAGAAUUGUUGGAAGAAGGACUGUAUACCGCGAUCCAAUGAUGACACGCAAGAAGAAGAAAAAGAAGAAGGUGUUGAGAUCUGCUGGAAAGAGAAAAGCUGGUGGUAGUCGUCGUGUCAAUUCAAAGCGACAUAAAGGAGAAGCGAUGGAUGAUGCCCAAGUGGAAGGCGUGAACCAAGAACUCAAGGAGACACGACUAGCACUAGCCAAAGCAAGAAGAGAGCAUACGAAGAUGGAAAGAGAGCGUGCAGAUCUGGGGCGAGCGUUUCGAGAAGAAAAGAAGAAGAAGAAGCGUUGGAAUUCAGCAUUGUACUCACAGCUGAAAGAAGCAAGGAAGGCGGUGAACGAUCAUUAUGUCAAGAUAGACAAGCUGAAGGAGAAAUCAAGUCGCCUUGCCCAACAGCUAUAUAACAUGCAACGAGGAUCAGGAAAUACAGAGACAAAAACAAAACUUGAUGGAUCCAAAAGGAAGGCGGCAUCUAUGAUUAAGCAACAUAUCAAGGGGGAAAGAACAAUUGCACUCACCGGCACCGACCCAGGCAUUGUUACCACUGCCACUAUCGCAAUCGUACCUGCUGCCGAACACAUCAGACAUAUUCAAGAUAUCGCUUCGCUUGAGACUUCGGAUGAGGAAAAGGUGCAAUCAUCGUCGCCAUCAAAACACGUCGAUCCAUCAUCAUCAUCCCAACAUGGGUCACCAUCAUUUUCAUCGCCAAGUGUGGAGCUACCAUUAUCAGCACAACAUGACCCAUCAUCAUUUUCAUCGCCAAGUGUGGAACUACCAUUAUCAGCACAACAUGAACCACAAUUAUUCUCAUCGCCAAGUGUGGAACUACCAUUAUCAGCACAACAUGACCCAUCAUCAUUUUCAUCGCCAAGUGUGGAACUACCAUUAUCAGCACAACAUGAACCACAAUUAUUCUCAUCGCCAAGUGUGGAACUACCAUUAUCAGCACAACAUGACCCAUCAUCAUUCUCAUCGCCAAGUGUGGAACUACCAUUGUCAAUACAGCAUGCUGUUGAGCCAUUAGCCACCUCAUUUACACCAUCACAUUCAUCUACACAACCGCAGCACUCCCCCCACCUAUUUGAUGAGCCUUCAACAACCAAAUCAACCCAACAGAAGUCAUCAUCCCAACCAACUAAGACAGCUACAGUCAAUCUCACAACAAAGCUGGUAUCCGAUCGCACGUUUAGCACCAUUCAUCGGCGACAACGUGAAUGGAGAGAACGGCACAAAAUGGAUACAUCGUCAACCAAACAAGCAAAGCAGACCAGAACACGUGAAAUUCGACGCAAUCGGUUUUAUUGCAAAUUUGGAUCAAAUGUUCGACACAAAGCUGCUGCCGAUGGUGAGAAGAAGGCUGCGAGCAUCAUAAACUUUUAUGGAUCAUGGACAGGGAGAAACAGCAGGAUCAAAGGGCAUGCACGUGGUGGAAGUCAAAGCAAGCUGCAACAAAGAAUGAAUGCACCGGAAAACGACCACUUGCUUGUGGUGGAUGAGUACAACACAACAAAGACUUGCGGAAGUUGUCUUCAUGGUGUUGAGCUACAAUGGCAGCGUAAAAAGGAUGGUACAUUCAAACGUUGCAAAGGAGCAGUGAACUGUCCCAAUCCUCGUUGUCCACGUCGACUUGCCAGCAAUCAAACUACCAAGAGUCGAGACGCAUCUGGAGCUGAAAAUAUUGCUUUGUCUGGAUUGUCGCGUAUUAUGUCGAAGGAUUCCAAGCCCUUACCUGCUUUUCAGCGUGGAGGCAAUACCACAGCAUAUGAACUUGCUACACCAUUUCAACAAUUAACCACCAGUGGGGCCAGUACUGGCCAUCAUUGA
Lichtheimia ornata is the source of this 4389-nucleotide messenger RNA. RefSeq lists its product as uncharacterized. The record is from RefSeq and is a predicted model, not a curated record. Bases 1 to 4389 code for a protein of 1462 amino acids. Lineage: Eukaryota; Fungi; Mucoromycota; Mucoromycetes; Mucorales; Lichtheimiaceae. The transcript has 4 exons.